CCUCCUUGUGCUCUGUCUCUCUCUCUCUCAAAAAUAGAUAAACAUUAAAAAAAACUUUAAAUAGGGGAUUAGAUGAAAAUGAUGUCCUUAGGGUGGGCCUUAACCCCCUAUAACUGGUGUCCCUGUAAGAAGAGGAGACUAGGACAGACAAGCACCAAGAGACCACCAUGUGGGGGCACAGGAGAAGCCAAAGCGGAGGCCUUGGAAGGGAGCGGCCCCGCGGACGCUGGACCUGAGACGUGGCCGCCAGAACCGCGGGAGAACGACGUCUGUGGGUAGCUGUCUCGUCUGCAGCAUUUGUUACACAGCCCUGGCUGACACCCGGGGAGGGGCUCUCAGGAGGAAGACAGCGAACCAGUGCCCUUCCCGGCAUGCCCGGCCGGAGAUUUAGGAGCAGCUGCCUCCACGUCUCCAGCUGGAGCUGCCGUACAGGUUCCUGUCACCGGCUGAAUCUGGUGACAGCUUCCUUAUCCUUCUGAAACUUGGGGACAGAGCACGGCCAGUGGGGACGCGCAGAAUGAAUAAAGAGCUGCCUCCCAGGUGUUGCGGCCUCACCCCGAGGGCACAUAGCCGUGUCUGAGCCGCUCUGGGCUUUGCUUCUCCUCACUGGGUUCUGUUGUCCCCCUGGUACGCGCCUGCCUGCCCUCGGGCCCUCUGCCCGUGACCACAGUGGGGAGGGCCCGGCACUGUUGAUUCUCCGGCUUGUCGCCAUAGAGGCCGCGCUUUGGGAGAAGGAAAGUGCCCCCCGGGAUCCCAGUUACGCCAGGGCCCGCCCCCAGUCUGCACGCUCCUCUCCCAGGCCCGUGGCUGUGCUCUAGCUACGGUGGCCGAGCCUCCGUGCGCCCACAUUGGUGGCCACCAUGGCCCACGACCAGCCGGCGGUGAGGCAGGCCAGGGGGUGCCCGUGCGCUGAGACCCUGGCCUCCCUGGUGGAGGGUGAGGGUCCCUGCUGCCGGCCUCAGGAAGUCACCGCGUCUGCAGGGUGGGGCGUCCUCAGAGACUUGACCGGGAGAGUGCAGGUUGGUGGACCGCGUUUGGCGAGUGUUUUGCGGGCAGAGCGGCUUCCUGGACGUAGGAUCGCGGGAGCACUGUGUGGAAGUCCGGGUGCCCCCGGGACGAACAGGCACGUGGGUGUGCGACCGCCGCGAGGUCUUUGUGUCCCGGUGCCGACACUCAGGGUGGGGGCGACGACGCCUUCUGCAUCUGGUGGCACCAGCCGCUGGGGCAAGAAGGAAAAUACUCACACUCGAAUGUCUCGCCAAACCUCCCCUUUUGCCACUCUCCUUGGGCCCUGAAGGGAGGCGGGGCUGUGCGCUGACCGGGGGGCCCAAGUCCUGCCUGAUGUAGGCUGGCUUGUCGCUUGGGUCACGUGGGUGGGAAAGGUAGCGGGGAGAAGGAAGGGAAGCCCCCGCAGCAUCCAUGUGCGGAGGGCGGCACACACGUUGGCCGGGUGAACAGAACUGCGCACUCCCGUGUGCGUCCCGGUGUAUUCAGGGCUCCCCGGGGGGCAGGGGAGGCUAACGAGCUCCCUGCAGAGUAAGCAGCUGAGUUGUUAUAGCAGCGCAGCCCCCCCCCCCCCGCCCCCCGGAUGUUCAGCUAUGUGCGGAGUCGCACGUCUGCCCUAGUUUACAUUGCACACUCGUGGAGAAGGGUGACGUGGCCAAGCAGCCGGGGUCCGGAAUACGCUGGGAUGCAGGCAUGUUCGCUGUGCCGGCCAGGCACCCGGGGCCUGUUGUCUGUCCAGGGAGCUGUCCAGCAGCACGGCCUCCCCCCCUCGGCCACGGAGUCCUCCUCGCCUGAGACCCCGUGGAGUUCGCUUGCACGGGUCGCCUCCCUGGUGGCCGUGGCUGUGUCCUCGCAGGGAGAGCACAAACCACGAGGCUUCCCGGGUGAACCCUCGGCCCCAUCACAGGAGUGCGUCGCUAGAGAAACAUGCAGACACACAGCAGUGGCAGUGGGAAUGGAUCUUUCUCGUUCCCUUUUUAUAACUGCUUUUGGGGAAAUACAUGAGCUUUUUUCAUACUGGUUCUUUAGCUCCGCAUAAACACCUUGGGAAGCGCUCUGGCUGUCUUCUGGGCGGAUGGUGUGGCCUCAUUCCCGUGCUUUCGGGCUGACUGACUCCUGCUUCAUUCUGGAACUAUCUCAUCGUGUUGGGGCCCGCGUGUGUGUCCGGCCCCUCGGUGUGACAUCCCCUGGGGCUUGUGCAGCAGUCGACGUGAUCGUGACAAAGUCCCCUCCACACGGAGCUGACAUUUUCUCACAGUUAGAUAAGCCCUAAUUCAAUUUAGAAAAGUGCGAAAGAGGAUCUGACGUUCAACAUCCAACAUUCGGACACAGCCCUCGCGUGUGCACCGUGUCACAGCACCAUCGGCACAUUGGCUUCAGGUCGCGUUGAAAUCGAGCGGCGGUUCCCUUUGCCAACCUCAAGCCCCCGUCACCUGCCGCCAGCUUGAACUUGGGGUGUGAUCGUCCCCCGUGACCGUGGGGCCCCUUGACCUGAGGCUGUUGUUUCUGUCACAAGCGCCCUCUGUGCUUUAUGGAAUCUGCGGUGUCUGAGCCGUGCUGUUUCAGUCACCUGACCCAGGAGGAAGGCACCGUGAAGGAGAUCGACAUCAGCCACCAUGUGAAGGAAGGGUUUGAAAAGGCCGACCCUUCCCAGUUUGAACUGCUGAAAGUCUUAGGACAAGGAUCCUACGGAAAGGUGUUCCUGGUGAGGAAGACCAAGGGGUCUGACACGGGACAACUGUACGCGAUGAAAGUCCUCAAGAAAGCUACUUUGAAAGUUCGGGACCGAGUCCGAUCGAAGAUGGAAAGAGACAUUUUGGCAGAAGUGAAUCACCCUUUCAUUGUGAAGCUUCAUUAUGCCUUUCAGACGGAGGGGAAGCUCUACCUGAUACUGGACUUCCUGCGAGGAGGGGACCUCUUCAGCCGGCUCUCCAAAGAGGUGAUGUUCACUGAGGAGGAUGUCAAGUUCUACCUGGCUGAGCUGGCCUUGGCGUUAGACCACCUGCACGGCCUGGGGAUCAUCUACAGGGACCUGAAGCCCGAGAACAUCCUGCUGGACGAAGAGGGACACAUUAAGAUCACAGAUUUCGGGCUGAGUAAGGAGGCCAUCGACCACGAUAAGAGAGCUUACUCCUUCUGCGGGACCAUAGAGUACAUGGCACCCGAGGUGGUGAACCGGCGGGGACACACGCAGAGCGCCGACUGGUGGUCCUUCGGUGUGCUCAUGUUCGAGAUGCUCACGGGAUCGCUGCCGUUCCAGGGGAAGGACAGGAAGGAGACCAUGGCCCUCAUCCUCAAAGCCAAGCUGGGCAUGCCACAGUUCCUCAGCACCGAAGCCCAGAGCCUGCUGAGAGCCCUCUUCAAACGGAACCCGUGCAACCGUCUGGAAUCACUCUCUGCGAAAGGUUCCCCCCCCCCCGGCUGCCUCUCGGUGGACUUCUCCUCCUGCAGACGCACGGGUUGCCUAGGACUCCCGCGAGUAACACAGCUGCCGAAUCCUCUUUGCCCACUUGCCGCUUUCCAUCCCUUGUUGUCACGGGCACCUGCGUGCGUGCUGAGCGUAGUGACGUGUGGUCAGCGGUCAACAGUGCGGUGGGGCCAUCGGGCGGGAGGAGGUGCCCGGCACGGUGCCCACUACGGGGGGAGCUGGAGAGCAAGGACACGAGCAGGCCCCGUCCUGGUGCCCGCAUAGCGCCAGGCUCUGCUGUCCAGAGAGCUGAUGGAGCAACGUAUUAACACUCGGCAAAACCCACCGACAUUUUAAACCGUGUACGUUCCUCUACCAGGAGAUGUUACUUCUAGAAGUCUAUCCAGCCUGUAAGUUGCAUGUAUAAAAAAUGCUUGUUUAGCAACGACCUAGAAAUAAGGCAUAUGUCCAACAAUAAGGACACUGUCAAGUAAAUUACGGCACAUCGUCCCAGACCUACAGGGCAGCCGUCUAAAUGGGGUAUGCUGUCACCAGGUGUCCCCGUGAUGGCACCAGUGACCUCCCAACUGGGUAAUUCUCUCUCGUGGAGGACCAUCUUGGACUGCAGGAUGUUCAGCAGCAUCCCCGGCCCCUCCCUGGAUGCCUCGCUCCCCCUGCCGUAGCAAGUACAACCGUCUCUAGCCUUGACCCUGGGGACAGCCCCCCGGUGAGACCCUGGUUCUGUAAACCCGGCUAGAGAGAUGCCCAGCAUCUAUCUCGUUGCAGAGAUGAGUUGCUACAGAGUCUAAAGGCAUCCCAUGGUGGAGCCUGUACCCAUUUUACAGCAGAGGCGGUCUCUGCAAGGGGGUGUGGGGAGACCCACGUGAGCCCCGGCCCCAACACCCACCUUGCGCAAGCCCCGGGAUGGUGUCCGUUAAACGGCUGUGGUCGAAUGACUUUGAUUCCAACCAGCCAGCGUGAUAACUGUGCACCUCUUAGGCGCUGCGCCAAAUAGGGGCCCAGAGGCCGGACCCUAAAGGCAGGGCCUGCUCACUGGGCCACAGGCACUUCCCUGGAGGCAAGGCCGAGGCCCUCCCUGGAGAGCAGCUCUGAUCACUGAGCCACCAGGUGCCAGCGGGCAGGGCAGGGAGCCUUGAGGUCCAGGAUGGGGCGCACCCCGGCCUCCACGGUGGAUUUUACACUGUGCUGACAAUCAGGGGCUGUCGUGGUGUCUGUGCGUCCAGCUCGUGAUCCGGAGGAACCCUCCAGGGCUAAACAGAAUCUCCUCCACCUUGUUUCGGGCACCCCAGUGAAGUCCCAGACGGGACCUAAAGACUCUGGCCAAGAAUCGUCAGGACCCCUCCUUGUCCUGGCUCUGACCGAGGCAAGGCCGGGGCCCUCGAUUCUGAGCCAUGCAGCGACGCCUACACCAGGCCCUUCCACUAGGAACCGGGCUUGCCCGCUCCCAGGCCGCGUGUGCCUGCACAGGCAGGCUUGGGAGGGCGGGAAAGGCUUGCCUCUCUCUCCGCCUUGGCGGUCUCCCCUACACGGCACGGGGCUGCCGCAGACGAGGCCCUCACGUCACCAUGGAGCCACCCUGCCCUGCGGGUGAGGGCCACGGGGGCAGCGGGAGGACACAGCCCCAGGAACGCAGAUGGGGAGUCGAGGGCCUGCGUCUGACCCUUCGUCCUGGAACUGCUGUGUCGUUGCAAUUUUGCCAAACCCCGUGUGGCCUGGCCUGGGCGCCUCCGCGAGAGAGUAGACGCUCACAUCCGUCCUCGUGGCCUCUGGGGAGGAGGUAGGCAGCACCUGGUAAUUGCGAGAGGUGUUUUAAGACCUAGAAGCAAACAGUAAACGCGUCCCUCCGUUCGGUGUGUUCACUCCCUCCAGUUCAUCCCUGAGCAUCGCACAAAGAUCGUGACCGUUUGCCUGUUUCUGAUCUGACUUUCCUGAUCAUGAAUCAAUUGAUUACCUCCCCUGAACGUCUCCGUCCGUGUGCGCGUGACGCAGAAGGAAUCCCUCCCCGUCCAAAGCCAACCUGCGCUGCAGCCUGGCCCGUCUUACCCCGCAGAACGCACCUGCCUCAGAGUCUGGGGUGCGCAUAAACAUCUGGCCGGUCAUUUCCACUCAUUUCUGGGCCCCCCGAGCCCACCCGGUCAGAGCCCCUGUGUUGUUCUGUCCGUCUUCAGAUGCCUGGUCCCGACACCUGGGCGCACCUCUAUUUUGAUUCUGUGUCUCCUUCCCGAGUGCUCUACCCUGACCGGCGUGGGCACAGCCUCUCCGCACAGCCCGGAGGCAGGCUGGGGGCAGCUCAAGCACUCCUCUGCCCAGCUCACUCCUCUUCUGGGGCCUCGGCCCUCCCGGGGAGGACGGUGGUGUGCAUGGGGCACUGCCCUAAGGGAAUCAUUAUCUCAUUGAAAUCCUCACAGCAGUGCUUCCCGGUAGGGAAAGGAGGGUAUUCACAGAACGCCUGAGUCACUUACAGUUGUUUAACUCGACGAUGUCGUUUUUCACACUGCCGUUUCUUUUUCUCGAAGUAACGACUCACGUGGCAGUAGGGGGUUGUAAGCGUUGGCUCGGCAGCUGGUUAGCGAAAGCCCAGAUCUACCCAUCUUCUGGGUUUACUGUCCCUAGUGCAUUGUUUUUUCAUCCUCGUGAGUGGUGCCUUGUGGUCGCAAAGUGGCUGCCACAGCCCCAGGCGUCACAUUCAGUUGAAGGGAGGAAAUGGAUGAAACGAGCUGCCUCCGUCCCUUUUAUCAGGAAGGCAAAGCUUUCCCCAAACCUUGGGACUUCCCUGUGCUUCUUGUGGACGAGAAACCGUCACAUGGCACUUCUAGCUAAAAGGAAGGUAGGAAGACAAGUAUCGGGAUACAAGGAAUAGGGGAUUGGGAAUGGUUGUCUUAUUUGCCAGCCUCAAGGUCAACCGAGGAGGUAUUCAGGAAAGGGUGAGCGGACUUGAGGGAGGCCCUGUGCCUGGCCUGCCCCCCCCCCCAUUUCUCAUUCCUCUUGGGCAGAUCUUAGGGACCCAUUGGUUAGGAAGGAGAGGGACUCUGCAGUAUGUAAUCCAGGCUUGCUGGAACGUGGAGAAUGGCAGGGGUCAGCCUAGAGAAGGGGAGCUCCUGAGGAGCCCCGGGUGGCAGCACCAGGCACAGGGGCAGAGGGCCAGGACCGCAUCCUCUCCGGACCGGUUUCCCUCUCUGGGAACGGAGCGUGAUGGCAGUAACUAUCUCCAGUGUGGUCGGACGGACUGGAAGGGCCAGAGUAGUGCCUGACCCACAGCACGCACUGUAACGUGUCCGACAGAUCUGUGAGAAGGCAGAGAUCGGUGGCGCACAGAGACCCGUGGCGGAGCCCAUGGCGGCACCUCUUGGCCACGUUGGUUCCCCCCGAUCGGACCCUCUUCUUUCUCCGCCGCCUGGUUGUGGGACAGGGCAGAGCAAGGUUGUCCGAUGCACAAGGACCGGUAACCUAGCUCUGGCAAAAAAAAAAGAAAAAAAAGUCAUUUUAUGGAUGCGUUGAAAAGAUACAGUUAAACAUUUUCCUGAGAUCGUUGCAAAAAAAAGGAAGAUCGAAUGUCUGCCUUCCACGACAGGACAGCAUUCAGGUGAUUUACCUCGUCCUGAAUUUGAACCAGAAAGAGAGCAGAGCCUCCCCAGUCACGGAGAAGAGGGGGUCCGACCCAGUUGCCCCCAGAGGACUCUCUACGCAGUGCUCCAACAGUAAUUGUGCCGAUGGCUGGAACUCUUCUUUCAGGACCAAGUCUGUGCCGCACGGAUCUGUCCAGCCUCUGCCUCGUCGCUGUCGGGUGCAUGGGGCACGUGCGGAAAUAUUACACACUUCCUAAGGGGGCCGGGGUCGCACCUCCUCUCCCGCACAGCUGCCCUCUCGGACACGCCCGAGGGAGCCUGGCCGUGAGUCUUAGCCUGCCCGACCUCUCCCGCGGGAGACCAGGCUCAAAACAGAGAGACAAAAACGCGGGGCACGUCCGCUCGCUGAGACACACGCGAAGAUGUGAUUCCGACCCGUCUCCUGUAGACGCUGGAGAAUUCUGUCUGGAGGCCAGUCUCCUUUCGGAUACCAUUGCAUUUGCCAGAGAGCAUUUGUCACAGUGACCCAGGUGAAUGCGACACGGGGAGGGGCUGUGUUCUCCCUUUGUUCUGGAAGAGGCAUAUAAUUUUCGAAAUAGUCUAUUUUUUGUCUUAGCACGUAAUUAUACAAAAAGCAUAGUUCUCUAACCCCAAAUAUUACUUUAUCACUUAGUUUAAAAAAAUUUUUUUAAUGUUUUAUUUAUUUUUGAGAGAGAGAGAGACAGAGCAUGGACAGGGGAGGGGCAGA
Molecule: messenger RNA, 7747 nt
Organism: Lynx canadensis (Canada lynx)
Lineage: Eukaryota; Metazoa; Chordata; Mammalia; Carnivora; Felidae
Gene: RPS6KA2
Product: ribosomal protein S6 kinase A2
Exons: 12
Coding region: 2537-3697 (386 amino acids)
Biological process (GO): protein phosphorylation
Molecular function (GO): ribosomal protein S6 kinase activity; ATP binding
Source: RefSeq, a predicted model, not a curated record